GAAAAGGUUUUAAUAAAAUAUUGUUCAUUGGUACAAUUACCUCGUGUGUAUUUAUAAAGGGAUUUGUGUGAAAAGGAAACGAAAUGAACAGAAAUCUCCUUAGUCACUGCACAUUUUUAGAGCGCGUUUGGAGAAAGGAGGAGGAGAUGUGGUUAGGGAGUAGGCUAAUCCAACCACCGGGUAAAAAGGGCAGUUUUAGAUGGCUCAUAUUCCGCUGUUACUGUAUUGCACCGUGACACCAGCUUGGAGCAGCGGCGGAGCACCAAACCGGGCGCACCCACAGCAUCUGUACCAACACAUCACUGCUGCAGGGCACUUCUCCUUUCUGCCAGACUGGAUGUGGAACCAAGCGCACGGCCAGUGGGAAAAUACUUGCAGCCGCACACAUUUACAGGGAAUCGAUUAUGUGGUGACCGUGAGAUUCCACAAGUAAUAUGCGAAACUCUUGUGGAUUGCCCUAUUUCUUCUCUUCCUUUCUGCCCAGUUGUGUUUCCUUAUUCAUUGUGCGCCCUAUGAAGAGCAUUAACUAUCCCUCCCUCCAAUCCUAUUGAAAAGGCUCCGAAAAAAACAGAGGGAGAUGAGAGCAGCAAAUCCCUUUUUUAUUCCCUUCGUAGCGCUCAAUAAGAGAAGAAUGUGUUGCCUAUCAGUCACCGAGGGGAUCAAGUCUUCGGGACUGUCCCACGCGUUCAAUGCGCCGUGCAGAGCAUCACUGAGAGAGACAGAGUGAAGAGGACUGCAGCAGCACUAGCAUCCUGCCUGGACACUUCACAUCAUUUAGCAACCUGUCUCCACUCAACAUCCAUUUAAGUCAAUUAGGGCUGUCUUCUCUCACCUUUCAAGUCCCCUCACCGGACCGUGGCGUGACACGAUGAGGAGUCUGGCGCUGCUGAUAGGGGUGAAAGCUGCCUGCAUCCUGCUGGUGUCCUCGCUCUCAGGCACAGGGGCCGUCAACAACAGCGGCCGGUGGUGGGGUAUUGUCAAUGUGGCCUCCUCAUCCAACCUCCUAACCAAUUCCAAGAACGUGCAGUUGGUCCUGGACCCGAGCCUUGCCCUACUGAGUCGACGCCAGCGCCGGCUGAUUCGGCAGAAUCCUGGCAUCCUGCAUGCCAUCGCCGCUGGGCUGCACACUGCCAUAAAGGAGUGCAAGUGGCAGUUCCGCAACCGCCGCUGGAACUGCCCGACCACCCACAGCCCAGCAGUCUUUGGGAAAAUAGUCAAUCGUGGUUGCCGAGAGACAGCAUUUAUUUUUGCCAUUACCAGCGCAGGGGUGACCCACGCUGUGGCUCGCUCCUGCUCAGAAGGGGCCAUUGAGUCUUGCACAUGUGAUUACCGUCGCAGAGGUCCUGGAGGGCCAGACUGGCACUGGGGGGGCUGCAGUGACAAUGUAGACUUUGGCCGGAUGUUCAGCCGUGAGUUUGUGGACUCCAGCGAGAGGGGCAGAGAUCUUCGCUACCUCACCAACCUACACAAUAAUGAGGCAGGCAGAAUGACUGUGUCAUCUGAGAUGCGUCAGGAGUGUAAGUGUCAUGGCAUGUCAGGGUCCUGCACCGUGCGCACUUGUUGGAUGCGCCUGCCCAGCUUUCGCACAGUAGGAGACUUCCUCAAGGACCGGUUUGAUGGUGCAUCCAGAGUUGUUUAUGCCAACAAGGGAAGCAACCGUGCUUCUCACAGAGCCGACCCCCGCCAUCUGGAGCCUGAAAACUCUGCUCACAAACCACCCUCUGCCAUGGACCUGGUCUAUUUUGAGAAAUCACCAAACUUCUGCUCCUACAAUGGCAAAACUGGCACUUUGGGAACUUCUGGGAGAACAUGCAACAGCUCUUCUCCAGGCCUAGAUGGAUGUGAGCUGCUCUGCUGUGGACGUGGUUAAAGACCCGGACCGAAAGUGUGACUGAACGUUGCCACUGCACUUUCCACUGGUGCUGUCAUGUCAGCUGCUUGAAUUGCACAAGUACACAAACGUUACACCAGUGUCUAUGAUCACAGGAGGACAUCGACAUAUGAAAGGCAAAGAAGAACUUCUUAGCAUGACAGGCAGUAGGCUGAGAAAACCACUGGCACGGAAGGGAUUUGAAAUGUUAGGUAGGAAAACUUCAAGGCGGGUAUACUGAUACAGGGAUCAAAAUAUCAAUCAAUGUUUUUGAAUAGAAUGAAAAGCACAAAUAUAUGAACAGGGUAAAGAGGGAGUACAUGUGCUUGCUCCUCGCCUUUGAUGCCUAAAAAUAUCAAGAGGGUUUUUGAACACCACAAACAUCUGUGCAGAAUGGAAAUAAUUCAUAUCCCUCAAGUGUUUACACUGUGGAAAAAUAGAUUUAGCAGUAAAAAGGGAGAAAAAUGUUUUGGUGGCGAAUCGAUUGCUGUAACCAGGUAGAGCCUCCUUCUCUCCCAGACUGGACACAAUGUUUCACAGAUGUUUCUGUGGCCAGAGAGCCUCUCUCAUAAACUGGUGAAGACCUCUAACAAGAGGAGAGUAAUUUGAAAACAAAUGAUCCCUUUUUUGUUUUCUUAUGCGGAAGUUUAGCUUCUCUUACAUGAAACUGUGUGAAGUUAAUCUCUAGGGAUGGGUCGUCUGCUCCCAACUUGUGUACUUAGGACCUUGAUGCAGCCCAACCACUUAUAAUGUCCUCACCACAUUUGCCCUUUUUAUUUAGUUUCUCUAUAGUUGAAUACACUUCAAUCCUGAUGUGCCACUCUUGACUUACCACAGGAUGGUCCUGAUGACUGGGGCCCAGUGCUCAAUCAAGGAAAACGAAACUGAGUGAACAAUUGUUACUAAGGCAAUGUCAUUUGAAUGUAUUAUCAAUACACUGAAUAUCACAGCAUGACUAGAUGUAGUUUAGUAAAUCAGAGGGUUCAAUAUUAUAAAAAUAAACUAAAUGUGACCUGCAGAAUCUCACCAUUCUCUCAAAAUGAAAACAAAUGCCAUUCCGAGUAUAUUAAAUGAACAAAAAGACACACAUUCCUGUUAAUAGAUGCGUGGUAUAAAACUGGUGCAGGUUUAAAAUGAGGUGUAUGUGUAAUACUCUAGGAUAAGCUGUUAACAGCAGAUGACAUUUUACUUUGAAGGAAACAACCUUUGCAGGAGAGAUGAUUCUGUAUAUCAGCUUUUAGAACCGAAAUGCUGUAAAUAUUAAAAUAUAUGAAUAUAUUUAUAAUGAUGUCAUUUGUAAGUUUGCUGAAUGAUUUAUGCACCUGUCAAAGGCUGGAGAAUUUGCCAUCAAAAGUGUCAAGAGAUGUUUCGAUCUUUUUUUAUUUAGGUGUAAUGCAGCUGACACAAAUCCGACUCUUACUAGAAACCAAACAUUAUCACGUCUUUCUGUCCUUUUUCUGUUCCUGUAAAAACACUUGUGUUCAUGCACUGAAUAUUUACUUUUUUAUUAGUGUAAAUACUAAAUAUUUAUUUCUGAGCAUUUUUAUACUGUUAUAGAGAUAUGUAAAAGAAGAAAUGUUUUGUUUAGAUGUUAAUCAAAGGAUUUAGGCUCCAGUUGGUUUUGUAUUGUAUGAUAGAACAAUAAAGUCUAUAUUUUCAAUUAA
This is a messenger RNA of Gymnodraco acuticeps, 3534 nucleotides long. RefSeq names its product wingless-type MMTV integration site family, member 1 (gene wnt1). The coding region runs from base 869 to 1870 and encodes 333 amino acids. Gene Ontology annotation, molecular function: cytokine activity; frizzled binding. Lineage: Eukaryota; Metazoa; Chordata; Actinopteri; Perciformes; Bathydraconidae. The record is from RefSeq and is a predicted model, not a curated record. The transcript has 5 exons. Gene Ontology annotation, biological process: cell fate commitment; canonical Wnt signaling pathway; neuron differentiation. Gene Ontology annotation, cellular component: extracellular region.